AUGGCUACCCUACUCCCUGAGUCAUUGGAAGCGGGCAUUCGUGCGAUAGAGAUCGUCUGCUCCCCAGCACUCUCCGAGGCUAGAGUCACCGAAGAGACUUCUCAAUCCGAGCGCUCCUUGAAUGUUCCCAACUCUCCGCCCACUCCGCUAGGCCCCGCGCUAUUGGGAUUUUCCAGCAGCCAGAGUAGCCCGCUGCCGAGCAAGAAACGAAAAGCCAGAUCAUACUCUAGCUGGACCCUCGAGCAUUUCUAG
This is a messenger RNA of Penicillium samsonianum, 252 nucleotides long. RefSeq lists its product as uncharacterized. The transcript has a single exon. Lineage: Eukaryota; Fungi; Ascomycota; Eurotiomycetes; Eurotiales; Aspergillaceae. Bases 1 to 252 code for a protein of 83 amino acids. The record is from RefSeq and is a predicted model, not a curated record.